UCAAAAACUCAUCAUCAGUGAAGUGUGAAAGCUGUAGGAACGGCACACAAAAGCCUAGUGCGGUGGUGUGUUUGAAAUAGUUGCGUAGAGGAAAAGCAAAAAUGUCGUCUCCGACAGCAGCAAACAUCCUGAUUCAAUUUUCCUCCAACAAGUCCGUCGCCAAGCAGCUGAAGGUUAAAGUAAGCGAGUUUCUAGCGUCGCCAAAGAAUGCCAACCAUCUGGUGGAGAUUAUCGACUAUUUGAAGGAUUCGACGGCACGAAAUGCACCCAUCACGCCUAUGCUCCUCUCUUUAGAAACCAUUUUCACUGAACUGCUACGACGAAAUGAGAUGCGUAUUGAAGUUCAACCAUUAAAGCCUGUCGAGGAAUCUCCUGAGGUGUGUCACAAACAAUGGUUGCAAAGUCAAUACAAGGAAUCCUUUAGUGCUAUUUUGGAAGCUUUUAACCACGAAAAGUCUGCUGAAAGCGUAACCGCUCUUGUCACUGCUAUGAGGUUGAUUACAAUUGAAACUGAAAAUCCGAUUGAUAACGGUUCGGGAGAGGCGCAUUUGCCACUGACCAAGUUGAAACAUGUUAUGCUGGCCAUAUUGUCUUCGGAGCGAGCUAAUACGCAUCUUGUCAACCGUUUUAUGGAGUAUGCUUCAUAUUUGGACAUAAUCUAUUUCUGUUGGAAAAUUAUCCCAUCAUUAGCGCCAAAGGAGUUCAGCCCAAACACAGUGUUCGUACAAAAUUUCCUCAGCUUGAUUGGAGCUGUUAGUUUUGGAAAAGACCUUAUCGAAGACUCGACAAGCGGCUACCUCUGCAUUCAGAUGCAACACCUAGAUUAUCCCUACGUGCGCAAACAAAUCAACAAGACAUGGUCCUGUGUGAUGAACUGGAAGCACGACGAAGUUACCCACCGACAGCUGCUGAUCUUGCUGCUGGAGAAAAUACUGCCACAUCUAGACAAACCAAUGCUGCUUACCGAUUUCCUUAUGGACUCUUUGGAUGUGGGAGGUGCAAUCAGCAUGCUCGCUCUGCAGGGUAUUUUCGUUAUGAUUCAGCAGCACAACCUCACCUAUCCCAACAUCUACGAGAAGCUGUACUCGAUGUUUGAACCGGAAAUUUUCCACACCAAGUUCAAGGCUCGUCUUUUCUAUCUGGCUGAUAUCUUCCUUAGCUCUAGUCACCUGCCAGAGGGUCUGGUGGCGGCAUUUGCUAAACGACUCGCACGGCUGGCUCUUAUCGCACCCCCGCAGGAUAUCGUCAUCAUACUGAGGUUUAUCGGAAACUUGAUUAUGCGACAUCCGGCGCUUAAGCGAUUGAUUUUUCAUCCCAGUGGUGGCGAAGUGUCCCAAGAUCCAUUCAUCAUGGACGAGUGCGAUCCGGUGAAGUCAAACGCUCUGGAAAGCUGUCUGUGGGAAAUCGCCACACUACAGUCGCACGUACUGCCAUCGGUCGCUACGGCAGCCAAGUUCAUCUCCAAUCCACUUCCAAGCGUCGAGUGGGAUUUGGCCUCCGUGCUGGAGAUCAACGAGAGUGACAUUUUUGACAAGGAGAUUGCUAAAAAAUCCAAAGAAUUUGCCUUACUCAUAGAUCGACCAACAUCCAUGUUUCUGAGCUGCGGUGGCGAAAGAACCUCUCAGUAUUGGAAGUUAUUUUAAACAAAUCGUUAGACGUGGUUUUGGAUGAUAUUUUGAGACCAUUUAUUCACAUAGAACCUAGGUUGUUUCCCUGGAGUAGUAGGGAUAGUAGGAAACACUAACACAAUUGGGAACUCGUUCGCCAUUAUUCAAGGACAAACCUGAAAGCAUUUUUUUUUCUUUUUUGAAUUUGACUCUCAUCACAAUCAUUAUUUGCAAUUGAAUUUAGCGAGCUUUUUUUUUGGUCAGUAGAGUACAUUAAUGAUUCAGCUAGCAAGUGUGCGUACUGUGAACGCAUGUGAGUGUUUAACACGAAAUGAAAAAAAAACAAUACUAUUAAACCUACAAUUGUCUACAAAUAAGAAAUCCAUAAAACACAUAGAAGCAGCCAACUACAAAAAUUCACACACAUUAAUAGUUAAAACGGUGUAAACAAUUCAAUAUUUCAUAUAUCGUACAGUAUAAUAUGGGAGACCGAAACAGAAAAUCUCGUAAAAACCUGCAAACAGCCGCAUCAACUAAACGUUCCUAUAGCGCGUGAAAGUGGGCAAACUAUUGCAUUCGUUUAAUUUUUUACAUACAGUGUAACCAAAACUGCGAGCACCAGCAUAUAUUGUUUUAGUUCACUACAAACUACCAAUAAUAACACUACUAGUAAACGAUAACCAUACUAAUAUUAGGUUCAUGUUAGCUGUUUUAUUGAAUGUUAUUUAUUGUUUAAUCGCAAUUACGUUCAUCCGACAGCGGAAACAGGAGCGAACUCAAUUGCGAUAGUUUAUAGCCUCAUGUAACCGGAAAGCCUAGGAAUAGCAUCGCCAUGAUCAUGUAGCCUGUCGAAAUUCGCAAUUGAGUCAGUUCUUCGACUUAACUCGGAACAAAAUAACCAGAUAUGAUGAAAUACAAGUACGAGUAUCUUUGCACGAAAUCACGAUAGAAUCUACACUUUAAGAGGAACGAAUCAUUGUAUUUGCGAUUAGAUUAGUGGAAGCAGACCGGUUAAGCAUAGCCAUAGCAAGGAAGUAUAACUAUUGCACACCAGAAAGCAACGGUUAUUACACAGCAAAUGUGAUUCAAAUAUAUUUUUUAACGUAAGGGAAAGUGAAACUGACACCCCAGUCGCUUGGAGCGAAAGAAGAGCUUUGUUUAGGUUAGGAGUUUUAGGUUAGUAGGAACUUUUCAAUUGAGAACGCAAUGGUUUCGUUCGAAAAGGCGCCAUGAAGAAAAAAAAUAGGCAAGAAAGCUAUGUGCGGAGUUAGGAGUGAAAAUACACAAACGCAUCAUUCACCCAAA
Molecule: messenger RNA, 2912 nt
Organism: Toxorhynchites rutilus septentrionalis
Lineage: Eukaryota; Metazoa; Arthropoda; Insecta; Diptera; Culicidae
Product: nucleolar complex protein 4 homolog A
Exons: 5
Coding region: 102-1643 (513 amino acids)
Biological process (GO): ribosome biogenesis
Cellular component (GO): nucleolus; small-subunit processome; Noc4p-Nop14p complex
Source: RefSeq, a predicted model, not a curated record